This is a messenger RNA of Stylophora pistillata, 6297 nucleotides long. RefSeq names its product myoferlin. Lineage: Eukaryota; Metazoa; Cnidaria; Anthozoa; Scleractinia; Pocilloporidae. Gene Ontology annotation, biological process: plasma membrane organization; membrane fusion. Gene Ontology annotation, cellular component: membrane. The record is from RefSeq and is a predicted model, not a curated record.
GGCACUGAGGAUUUACUAGCAAAAAGUGAAGCAAGGAAGAAACUACCUGAUAAAAAUCUUGAUUUUCAGGUGAGGGUGAGGAUUAUCGAGGGUCGUCAGCUGGCAGGAGCUAAUAUCAGCCCUGUGGUCCGUGUGACAAUGGACAAUCAGUCACGGCAAACUAAAGUCAUCAAAUCAACCAACAAGCCAUUUUAUGAUGAGGUGUUUUUCUUCAAUUUCAAUGUUACACCACACAAACUGUUUGAUGCUCAAGCUCUGUUUGAGGUAUUUAAUUCCAAGAAAUUAAGAGCAAAUGCAAUGGUUGGAAGUUUUCAGUGUGAUGUGGGAUUCUUCUAUGAUGAACCUUCUCAUUCUGUUCUAAGGAAGUGGAUACUGUUAUCUGACCCAGAAGACAAAAUGGCAGGAGCAAAAGGCUACUUGAAAGUUACAGUUAUGGUUCUAGGACCUGGUGAUGAAGCCCCAGUGGUGACAAUAACAGAGGAUCAAGAUGACCUUGAUGAUAUUGAAGAUAACUUGAUCCAACCUCCAGGCAUGAUGCUUAGACCAGCAGUUUUCUCCCUGAGAGUCUUUAGAGCUGAGGAUAUUCCACAGAUGGACUCCGCAGUUAGUGAGACAAUUAAAAAAACCUUAGUUGGUGGUGAGAUGAAAGAGUUGGUUGACCCAUACUUGAUAUUCUCAUUUGCUGGCAAAGAAGCAAGAACAGAUGUACACAAAAACUGUGAUCACCCUGAAUUCAAACAAGGGCUACAUGUUCCAUUUCAGUUCCCUACCAUGGCAGAAAAGUUAAAGUUGCAGUUAUGGGACUGGGACAAACUAAGUGGUGAUGACUGCAUUGGUACCUAUUACCUUCCAAUGUCUGAAAUAUCUGGACAAGGAGAAGAAGGAUACCUGCCAAGGUUUGGACCUUGCUUCAUAAACUUUUAUGGCUCCACAAGAGAAUACUCUGAUCUCCCUGAUGAAUUUGAAGAUCUGAAUCUUGGCAUUGGUGAGGGUGUGGCUUACCGUGGCCGAGUUCUGGUUGAGUUGGAGACUAAAUUAGACACUCAACCCACCAAGCUGGUCGAAGAAGUAUUAAGUGAUGACAUUGUGCGAGUUCAGACUUAUCUACGUCGGCGUAAAUACAAGCUGUUUGCCUGUUUUUUGGAAGCCACAAUGGUCGCUUGUACUGAUGGACCUGUUACUUUUGAAAUAAGCAUAGGUAACUAUGGAAACCAGCUGGACUUGUCAGUGCCGCCUUCGUCAUCUUCUACAUCACCAACAAACGCCAUAUUUGAUGGCAGCUACUAUUACUUCUUGCCAUGGAAUGAUAUCAAACCGUGUUGUAACGUGGAUAGCCAUUGGGAAGAUAUCGCCUUCAGACUGGAGCCAAGGAACAUCCUCACUCGGAUAUGCGAACAACUUGAGUUAGACUUGGAAAAAGUUCAGCUGGCGAUUACCGAGAAAGCCGCACUUACAACUGUUGCUGUUCUUACAAUUAAAAUGCUGGAUACAUUGAUAGAGAGCUGCAGAGAACCCCUUCCUCCGUUGGCAGCCAAAACACCCGGAAUCAACGAUCUUGAUCUGAAGUUGAGAGAGACACGAGAAAGUGAACUGCGCACAAGUGCUACAGACGUGGAUGAAACGAUCGGAGUCGUGGAGGAGUUUUUGAAAAAGCUUCAUUUCCUUGCAGUAGAGCCUCAGAAUAGCAUGCCUGAUGUAGUGAUUUGGAUGAUGAGUGGAGAAAAGAGGAUAGCUUAUCAUCGCAUCCCUGCUUAUGAUCUGCUGUACUCAACACAUGCGGAAGCUCGAGGAAAACAUUGCGGAAAGACACUGGAUUUGUUUAUGCAGUACCCCGGAAAGAAACAGUUCAACCUAGAGGACUACCCAGAAGUCCCCGCUCAAGUCCGCGUCAUGCUGUGGCUUGGACUCGAGAAAGACCAGGAGGCCUGGAGUAACCGCCAAGAGACUGAGGGCGACUUUUGCGUAUUUGCAGAAACGUACGAGAACCAAAUGAGUGUGCUAGGUAAUUGGACAGCCAAAGGACUCCCUCGGCCUGCCUGGUCAAAUGCUGGUGGAACGCUUAGCGUAUGAAAAGGACACAGGCUGUAAGAGUUUUAUGGAGGACGUGUUUGAAAACGAAGAACGGUUUCCUGGAGGACACUGGUCGCCGGCGUCAGUGAAUUGGACAGACAUUCACGAAAAUGCUGCCACUGAUAAGGAUUCGAUAGUUGCCCCUGAAGGCUGGGAGUGGACUUCAGAAUGGAGCGUUGACACCAACAGGGCGGUGGACGAAGACGGUUGGGAAUACACUGUGGACAUAAGUGUGGGCAGUUAUGUGGCAGUGGAGAAAACUUAUCACAUGUCGAGGAGAAGGAGAUGGGUUCGCAGCAGAAGCUUGGUUAAGAGUACGGACAAAGAAGAAAAGGGCCAGGAAAAGGUCGACACGGAAGGCUGGGAAUAUGCCGCAGUGUUCUCAUCAAAGUUUCACAGCAAAUGCCGCACACGAGAUUUGGUUCGGCGUCGAAGAUGGCAUCGGAAAAUGGUUCAAACAGAUCCAACAGCGCCAGCUGUGUUUCAAAUUUCGGACGAGGGUAGAAAGGGAAUUAUGAUGGUUCCUCGGAUGUUCAUCACAUUUGAAAAACCUCACAAGUAUCAGCUGAGAGUGUACCUAUUUCAAGGGCGGGACCUUUUACCCGCAGAUCCCGACGGAUUGUCCGAUCCCUACGUGCGCGUUUCUUUUGGUACUCAGAGUCAGGUAUCGGAGAUCAUUCACCGCACACUAUGUCCCACUUGGGACCAGACGCUUAUCUUUGAAAAUGUAUACAUCUACGGCAGUCCUGAAAUCACUGAGGCUUCACCUCCACAUGUUGUCUUGGAACUCUUUGAUCAAGAUCCUGUGGGUAGAGAUGAGUUUAUGGGUCGCUCUGUGGAGUCACCUGUUGUUAAACUAAAUGGUCAGGGACCGCCAGCUCCAAGACUUCUUUGGGAAUCGGUGGAAAAAGGCACGGAAGAUGGGGGGGAAAUUCUGGUUGCGUUCGAGCUCUUUCUGGACGAGGGAACUGACUUACCUUACUUCCCGCCCACCAAAGAACACAAAUCGUCAUUGUUCAUUGUACCAAGUGGAAUCAGACCAGCAGUGCAGCGCACAGCUAUCGAGGUCUUAUGCUGGGGCGUUCGCAACAUGAAGAAGUUUCAGCUGGCUAAUGUCUCCUCGCCAAGUAUCGAGUUCGAGUGCGGAGGUCAAGUGAUUCAAUCGUCGACUAUUAAGAACACUCAGAAAAAUCCAAACUUUGAUGAACCGCUGUUUUUUUUUGACACGUACCUUCCUAAAGAGGAACUCUAUACUCCACCCAUGAAUAUCAAAGUGCGGGAUAACCGUUCGUUUGGCCGUCGACCUGUUGUUGGUGUUCACUGCAUCAAGUCACUGCAGCCCUUCAGGUGCUUGCCUCUCGACGAUAACGAUGUGGGUGAAGAUGAAGCCGAUGCAGCCAAAGAUGAAGACUCUGGUUCUUUCUUACUUGACAUCGCUGACGAGAGAGACAAAACGGAAUUGGUUGAAGAGGACAUUGACUGGUGGUCCAAGUACUACGCCUCACUGGGUGAUUACGAUAAAUGCGGAGAUUACAUAGCGCGUGGCUACGACAAGAUUAUUGUGUACGAAAAAGAGCUUGAAAAAGUGGACGUUUAUGAAAAGUUCCAAGACAUGGUGAAGACAUUUGAAUUUCAUCGUGGAAAAGCUAAACCCGGAGAGGACGCCACAGUUGUUGGCGAAUUUAAGGGAGCAUUUCAUGUCUACCCGUUACCAAGCGACCCAAAUCUCCCCCUGCCACCUCGUAUCCUGAGAAACUUGCCUCCCAGCGAACCGGUUGAAUGUCUGGUCAGAAUUUACGUCAUAAAGGCUAUUGACCUUCAACCCAUGGAUCCCAAUGGUCUAGCUGAUCCGUAUUUGAUCGUAUCUCUCGGUAAAACUAAGAUCAAGGAUCAAGACAAGUACAUUCCCAACACACUGAACCCUGUCUUUGGAAAGAUGUUUGAGUUGACAGCCCACAUCCCAAUAUCUAAAGACUUGUGUGUCACAGUGAUGGACUAUGAUCUGAUUGGAAAAGAUGACAAGAUUGGAGAGACGGUUGUUGAUCUGGAAAAUCGGUUUUUGUCGAAGUUUGGGGCCAUCUGUGGCCUUCCCCAAACCUACUGCACUUCCGGUAUUAACAAGUGGCGUGACGCUCGCACACCAAGGCAGAUUCUGGACAAGUACUGCGAGACAAACAACUUUCAUAGACCAAGAUUUAUUGGUAACGAUAGAGUAAUAUUCCACGGAGAUGCGUACUGCUUGGAAGAUUUUGAGAUUGGAAUGACAAUAUCUCCUCACAUGGGUCCCCCUGAUCAGCGCCUUGCCUUGCACUUGCUUAACAGUUUGCCACUGGUGCCAGAGCACGUGGAAACGCGACCACUGUACAGCACUUUGCAGCCUGGAGUAGAACAGGGAAAACUUCAAAUGUGGGUGGACAUUUUCCCAAAAAAUUAUGGACCGCCAGGGUUGCCGUUUAACAUCUCACCCCGAGAGCCAUGGGAUUACAUGUUACGCGUCAUCAUAUGGAACACGAGUGACGUCAUUUUAGAGGAAGUGUCUGCCAUGGGGGAAGCGAUGAGCGACAUUUACGUGAAAGGGUCUCUGGACGGUACGGGUAACUUCAACUGGCGGUUUCUUUUCCCGUUCUUGUAUAUUCCGGCCGAAAAAGUUAUGGUUGUAAGAAAAAAGGCGCACUUUUGGAGCCUUGACAUAAGAGAGCAAAGAAUUCCUCCAAAACUGAUUCUACAAAUCUGGGAUAACGACUUGUUCUCUCCAGACGAUUUCCUCGGUACGUUAGAAUUAAACUUAAACAAAAUGCCAAAACCAGCUAAGAAUGCGCGCAAGUGCAGCUUAGAUCAGCUUCCAGGGUUGAAGAACAAGCCGCGACGAAACACAGAGACAGUGUCUUUGUUUGAUCUGAAGCGAACGAAUGGCUGGUGGCCUGCAGUCGGAACGGAGAAUGGCGAGCAAAUCUUGGCGGGUAAGGUAGAGAUGACGUUAGAACUCUUGACGCAACAAGAAGCUGAAGAGAAGCCCGCUGGGACAGGGCGAGAUGAACCGAACCAGAAUCCAACGCUGGAUCCACCAAAUCGUCCUGCGACAUCCUUCGCCUGGUUCUCGUCUCCAUUCAAGAGCCUACGCUACAUUUUGUGGCGCCGGUACAAGUGGAAGAUCAUCAAGUUCUUGGCGAUCUUUCUCUUGAUAGCUUUGGUAGUCCUCUUCGUUUAUGCAUCGCCGGGUUAUACCGUGAAGAAGUUAAUUGGUGCUUGAAGACAUGGAACCGAAGCAUUUUACAACAGUAUUGUCAAUGGAGGGACCACAGUUAACAGGGAUAGUUGUGCGUGAGGUCAACAACGUGAAAGCAGGAGAGUUUAAAGGAGCGGUUCUAUCUGAAUGUCAACAAUGAACCAAGAAAGAUUUAGCAACCGAACGGUACUAAACAGUCAUAAAGAAAUGACAGACUUUCUCUUCCUGACAUUGCCAACCAAUAUACCGGGUGUAACUGUAGCAGAAAGCGAAAUUUUGGCAAUUUCAAAGGAGGAAUUAUGCAGUAAAUAGCUGCCACUACCGCAUUACCCCUCGCUGUUUUAAAUUAAUUUAUUACAUACGACAUAUCGUUGGAUUUCUGGGUUAUUUAUAGUUCUGAAUUAGGUUUAUAUCAGUUAUACUGCAGUAGAGAAUAUUUCGAUGUAGUUAUAGUGAAUCUAAAGAACUUGUGAUAGAUAUCUAAAGAACUUGUGAUAGAUAUCUGAAGAACUUGUGAUAGAUAUCUCAAGGAAUGUUUGGAAUUACAAUUUAUUUAAAAAUGCAUUUCCUGUCAUUUUCGUGGAAUUAAAGUCAAAAUUUAUCGGCUAGUCUUACCCCCUUUCCUUGACCCAAGCUCAUGCGUUCGUCUUUUGCUGCACGGGCCCUGAUUUAAAAUGUAGACCAAGACUUUAUCACUUAAGGGCCUCGCGCAGAACGCUGGUACUUACCUAAUAGUAGGUAAAUGUAAAGCUAAAAAACAACACUUCAUUCCCUCAAACUAAGAACAACGAGUCUUGAAAGCUCUUUAGAUUUCAAAGGAAAGGAUAAAACGCAUCGUAGUUUGGGCUUGUCCGUUUCAAGCUCACUGCAAAGUUUUUAAUCUCGUUUGAUUCAAUACACGUUCCAUCACAUGAGCGACCAUAGUGCUCUGCUUAUAACUUAUUUACAGGUGGAAUAGUCACCAGCACUUGCUGAAUUUAGUUUUUACUAUUCCUCACUUA